AUGGUCCGCACUUCCGUUCUCCACGAUGCCCUCAACAGCAUCAACAACGCCGAGAAGGCCGGCAAGCGUCAGGUCCUGAUCCGACCUAGCUCCAAGGUCAUUGUCAAGUUCCUCCAGGUCAUGCAGCGCCACGGCUACAUUGGCGAGUUCGAGGAGGUCGAUGACCACCGCUCCGGCAAGAUUGUCGUCCAGCUGAACGGCCGUCUCAACAAGACUGGUGUCAUCUCCCCCCGCUACAACGUCCGCCUGGCCGACCUCGAGAAGUGGGUCGUCAAGCUGCUGCCUGCCCGUCAGUUCGGCUAUGUCAUCCUGACCACCUCUGCUGGUAUCAUGGACCACGAGGAGGCCCGACGAAAGCACGUUGCCGGCAAGAUCAUCGGCUUCUUCUACUAA
Molecule: messenger RNA, 393 nt
Organism: Trichoderma breve
Lineage: Eukaryota; Fungi; Ascomycota; Sordariomycetes; Hypocreales; Hypocreaceae
Product: ribosomal protein s8 domain-containing protein
Exons: 2
Coding region: 1-393 (130 amino acids)
Biological process (GO): translation
Cellular component (GO): ribosome; cytosolic small ribosomal subunit
Molecular function (GO): structural constituent of ribosome
Source: RefSeq, a predicted model, not a curated record